GGAUGGAGCAGUGAGUGGGUCUGGGCGGCUGCUGGCAGCGCCAUGGAGACGGUGCAGCUGAGGAACCCGCCGCGCCGGCAGCUGAAAAAGUUGGAUGAAGAUAGUUUAACUAAACAGCCGGAAGAAGUGUUUGAUGUCUUAGAGAAACUUGGAGAAGGGUCCUAUGGCAGCGUAUACAAAGCUAUUCAUAAAGAGACAGGACAGAUUGUGGCUAUUAAGCAAGUUCCUGUGGAAUCAGACCUGCAGGAGAUAAUCAAAGAAAUCUCUAUAAUGCAGCAAUGUGACAGCCCUCAUGUAGUCAAAUAUUAUGGCAGUUAUUUUAAGAACACAGACUUGUGGAUCGUUAUGGAGUACUGUGGGGCUGGUUCUGUAUCUGAUAUCAUUCGAUUACGAAAUAAAACAUUAACAGAAGAUGAAAUAGCUACAAUAUUACAAUCAACGCUUAAGGGACUGGAAUACCUUCAUUUUAUGAGAAAAAUACACCGAGAUAUCAAGGCAGGAAAUAUUUUGCUAAAUACAGAAGGACAUGCAAAACUUGCAGAUUUUGGGGUAGCAGGUCAACUUACAGAUACUAUGGCCAAGCGAAAUACAGUCAUAGGAACACCAUUUUGGAUGGCUCCAGAAGUGAUUCAGGAAAUUGGGUACAACUGCGUGGCAGACAUCUGGUCAUUGGGAAUAACUGCCAUAGAAAUGGCUGAAGGGAAGCCCCCAUACGCUGAUAUCCAUCCAAUGAGGGCAAUCUUUAUGAUUCCUACCAACCCUCCUCCCACAUUCCGAAAGCCAGAACUAUGGUCAGAUAGCUUCAUGGAUUUUGUGAAGCAGUGUCUUGUAAAGAGCCCUGAGCAUAGAGCCACAGCCACUCAACUCCUACAGCACCCAUUUGUCAAGAGUGCCAAAGGAGUGUCGAUACUGCGGGACUUAAUUAACGAAGCCAUGGAUGUGAAACUGAAACGCCAGGAAGCCCAGCAGCGGGAGGUGGACCAUGAAGAUGAAGAAAACUCGGAGGAGGAUGAAUUGGAUUCUGGCACCAUGGUUCGAGCAGCAGGUGAUGAGAUGGGCACUGUCCGAGUAGCCAGCACCAUGAGUGAUGGAGCCAAUACUAUGAUUGAGCACGACGGAACAUUGCUGUCACAGCUGGGCACUAUGGUGAUCAAUGCAGAGGAUGAGGAAGAGGAAGGAACUAUGAAAAGAAGGGAUGAGACCAUGCAGCCUGCAAAACCAUCUUUCCUUGAAUACUUUGAACAAAAAGAAAAGGAAAAUCAGAUCAACAGCUUUGGCAAGAGUGUGCCUGGCCCACUGAAGAACUCUUCCGAUUGGAAAGUACCACAGGAUGGAGACUAUGAGUUUCUUAAGAGUUGGACAGUGGAGGACCUUCGGAAGAGGCUCUUGGCCCUCGACCCCAUGAUGGAGCAGGAAAUUGAAGAGAUCCGGCAGAAGUACCAGUCCAAGCGGCAGCCCAUCUUGGAUGCCAUUGAGGCUAAGAAGCGGCGGCAACAGAACUUCUGAGCCAGGCCCGGCGGGAGGGCCCACUCCCCCACGGCCUUCGGUGAGCUCGGAUCGGAUCGCUCGCCGCUCAAGCUUGUUAGCCACCACUCUGCCGGUGCCUCUCCACGGCACCUUUGUGAACUCAGGAAUGUGCGCCAGAGGGAAGGGCUGCCUCGCUGGUCAGCGAGCGACAUGUCUUGGUGUGUGUGAGUGUCUCAGUCGGUCAGGUUUAUUAUUUCAAAGGAUUUAUGUGGGCACUUUUAAACUCAGAGUUUCAAACCCCAGGAACAGAGACUCCUAGUCAAAUGAUAGCUGGGAAAGUUUUACAUUGUCUUUUGUUUUUCUUCUCCCAAUAGCUUUCAACUGUUCUUUCUGGAAGACUUUUUAAAAACUAUAAAUAUGCAUAUAUGUGUAAAUUGUAACUAGAUUCCCCACUCAGUGUGGUGGCAUCUCUGUACAGGUACAGUUCUAAGCGGUUUGCCUCUUUUCUGUAAGAUGACGGUACUGUGGAACCGAGGGCAGGCACACUGGGGGCCCUGGGGGCCACUCCACUCCCAGGAGCCAGCCUCACCCUUUUGCAGGGCUGCUUGUGUAAAAAUUAGGUCCGGGCCAGUUUUCACCACGUUUCGGCCUUGUGUGGGUCAUCCCCGGCUCCUGGAGCUGUUGGUGGCGUCCAAGGGAAAGCCUUGAGAGUCGUGUUUACUUUUGAGUCCCAGGAGAAGCCUGGCGCCUUCUCUGCAAAUUGGCCUUUGUGGUUUCAGCGCCUUUUAUCCACCUCCACUCUCCCGACUGCCUGAGUCACCGCACAGAUCCUGCCCAGUGCCUUAAGAGGAGACGUGACCCAGUGAGGGGGCAGGCCUGCUAGGAUCUCCCAGCAAACACGGGGCUGUGAUCCGUCCACAAAAGGGAAAGGGCUUUGAAGUUCUCAUUGUUCAUGUGAAGAUCACACACGUGGCAUUUUGCACUGCAUUCCUUUCAGACGGUAGCAGGCAUUGAUUUUGUGAUCCACAUUCAAAUAUGUGACUUUUUUAUUUUACUGCUAAGGGGUCUGGAAGGGAUAGUGAAUGUCAGACUAAGAUUUGUUCUCCAGGAGGCUCAACCCAGGCAUGUGGAAGCCAGAGCUGGAAGGGACCCUGCCUGUCAUCUGGUGUGGCUGAGGCUUGGAGAGGGCAAGCAGCAUGGCCAAAAUCUCAAAGCAGGUGGAAGUGGGAGCUGGGACUAGACCUCGGGCUGCUCCCUCCCGUCCACUGAACCGAGCAGCCCCUUCUCCAAGAGAAGAGACCUGUUCGGUUUGGGUUAAGUUACUCCAGGCAAGCCUGCUAAUGGGAACUUGCUCUCGCUUUCUCCCUUCGAUGGGUGAGGCUGUGAAGAGAUUCCCAGGGGAGCCAGAUCCUGUGUCAGCCACUCCAUGGCCUCUGCACCAUCUGCCGGAUAGCAGACAGGCCUCGUGCAGGCAGAUUUAAGGCCAAAAGCAGAGCAGAAGGCUCGCAGAAGACAGCACCGAGCCCUUCUGCAGCGUUGGCUCAGGGCCACCUGUCACUUAGUCACACGGCAAAGAGGAGACAGUUGGGAAGGGCAAAUGUGUCUUUAUUUUCAAACAUCUCUUCUUCUCAGAUAGGGAACUGUGCCUGGGUUGCACCUAAGGACACUGAAAUUUGACCCCAGAAUUGCUUUUGCUUCUCAAACCUGGGAAUCAAUGGAAAGGCAGGGAAUGUUCCUCUUCUGUGGCCAGAUUCUGUUCUUAGCGAUUAAAGCAAGUUUUAAAAAAUGCAAGAGCCAGUUGUUCUACAGGGCUUGGCCAGUUAAGCAGCUAUGUGGCAGAUACAGAGAACAGGGGACAAUUUGAGGGUCCCCCUGGAAUAAUAAAUGGCAGCUAGCAUUCAUUGACCACAUGAUGUGCCAGGCACAUUGCUCAGUAGACCCUUUCUGUGAGCUCCAAAUUUCACAACAACUCUGUGAGUUAAGGACUUUAUCUCCAUGUCAUAGACAAACAGGUUCGGAGAAGGCAGUAUAGCUAGUAAGUGAUAGAACCAGGAUUCAUAACAUCACUGUAUGGGACCAGCAUUUACAGGGGAAAGUCUUUUUUAAAUGAAGGGACCACCUUUUCUCACUCAGACUAAAUAACUCUUAACGGGCAUUUUUAAGCUGGAAACAGCAGAAUUAGUAGUCAAGUCUGACAGCCAAGUGAGUUUUAAAAACCAAAUCAUGGAGCAGGCACUCCCCCACACCGGCUGCUGUGCUAGCUAGCAGUCCGGCCUCAGCCUCUUUCUUUUUUAAAAAGAACUUUGCACUUGGCCAGCAAUGCCCUUUUUCUGUCUUCCUAAGCUAGAUCUAAGUAAAACAAGUUUCCGUUUUUCCCCAUAAAUAUUCCUGAAUCUUGAUCUGGAGUUUAUUUUGUUUCAAGCAUGUGUGCACCCAACAUGCUGGUCCAACAAAGUGCAUUGCUCUCCAGUCUAGCUAGACCUAGUCCUCUGCCAGAAACCAAUCUCUUUGGGGUCAGAUAAACUUCCUGACCAGUGGUAUUUGUUUUCUAGUGACAGGAAGGCAGAGGAGCAAAUCCUAGUCCUGUUUUUCCGUGAAUACUGAGCACUGAGUGGCAGUCAUUGCUUAAGCACUUGUGACUCAAGCUUCUAGGGAACUUAGCCCCUUACUUGUUCUCUCCUUCUAAGAAACGAUGACCCACACCUAAUUGUGUCUUUAAAAUAUCUUGAAUUCUCUAAGAAUAUCUUUAUUGCUUCCUCGUCAGUAAUUUUGAAGCAAAUUUCUAUAUUUCCUUCUCCAUUAUCCCUUCUCCCAACCAUUGGAUUGAUGGAUGAGUGUU
Molecule: messenger RNA, 4306 nt
Organism: Eptesicus fuscus (big brown bat)
Lineage: Eukaryota; Metazoa; Chordata; Mammalia; Chiroptera; Vespertilionidae
Gene: STK4
Product: serine/threonine kinase 4
Exons: 11
Coding region: 43-1506 (487 amino acids)
Biological process (GO): protein phosphorylation; protein tetramerization; intracellular signal transduction
Cellular component (GO): cytoplasm
Molecular function (GO): ATP binding; protein serine/threonine kinase activity
Source: RefSeq, a predicted model, not a curated record